Thermothielavioides terrestris NRRL 8126 is the source of this 2664-nucleotide messenger RNA. RefSeq lists its product as uncharacterized. The record is from RefSeq and is a predicted model, not a curated record. Gene Ontology annotation, biological process: phosphate ion transport; polyphosphate metabolic process; monoatomic anion transmembrane transport. The transcript has 2 exons. Gene Ontology annotation, cellular component: membrane. The coding region runs from base 361 to 2502 and encodes 713 amino acids. NCBI's taxonomy places the organism in Eukaryota, Fungi, Ascomycota, Sordariomycetes, Sordariales, Chaetomiaceae. Gene Ontology annotation, molecular function: phosphate transmembrane transporter activity.
AGGAUCCGAGCCUGCUUCUCUCUUCUUGAACCGUGUUUGGCUGGCUAGGCUGCUGACCAGCCACUCGCGGCCAGCAUAUACCAGCUCGAGAAGGCAAUCCACCUGCCCGCCGGCGACGCCGAGUCCCAGCCGCUAAUUCAGAACGAUGACCCGGAAGCCGUCUUCAGCCGCGCGCUUGACGUGGAGCUGGAGAAGAUAACGUCCUUCUACGUUUUGAAAGAGAAGGAGUUGUUGGACGAGGUGGAACUGCUUCUCAAGGAUAUUCACGAGUUCCAGGAUGAGUCAGGCGCCACGGAAGAAGCGCGGCUGCCCCCCGAGCCCAGCGAGAGAGCCCGUUCCGAGCGGCUGCGGCGCCACAGCAUGCGCAGCCAGCUGUCGACCGAGGACGGCCUGGAUGAGGACAGCGACGAUGAAGGCGACGAGGAGACUGGUCUUACCGCCAGGAGACGGAGGGGCAGUUCCGGGAGGCGCAGGACGAUCCAGAAUCCCAUGAUGGCAUCGACCGACCUGACGGCGUCGACGGAUCUCACCCGGUCGCUUCGCCGGUACAGCAUGGCCUACGACGACUACGCCGAGCAGGCUGUCCUGUUCUCGUCGGGGAUCAUGCUCAAGAAGCGCAUGAUCAACCUCUACGUGCAGCUAUGUGAACUCAAGUCGUUCAUCCAGCUUAACCGGACCGGCUUCAGCAAGGUCCUCAAGAAGUUCGACAAGAUCAUCGAUCGCAGGCUGCGGUCCAGGUACAUGGAUACCUUCGUCGACACGGCCUGCCCCUUCCGUCCCGAGACCAUGAAGGGCUUGGAAGACCGGAUUGCGGAGAUUGUCCGCGCCUAUACUGCUGUUGUUACCAACGGCGACGCGGACACGGCAAUCCGCGACCUGAGGUCGCAUCUGCGAGAGCAUGUUGUGUGGGAGCGCAACACCGUCUGGAGAGAGCUGAUCGGAAUGGAGCGGCGAGCCGAGGCUGCCAGCUUGGGGCACACCCUGCUGGGCCGAGACACGGACCCCAAGAAGACGCGCCUUCAAGGCGACGACGAGAUCGUGCUGCCGACCAAGGAGAUUUCCACGCCGUUGGGCCGCUUCAUCUGCCCCACGUGGCUGGUCACGUCCACAACCUUCACCCUCCUCGUCGUCGUCACCCUCUUCUUCGCGCUCCUCUAUAUCCCGAUCAUGCAAAAGCCCGAACAGCAGAACUGCCUCGCCAUGCUGGUGCUCGUCAGCUUGCUCUGGGCCACCGAGGCGCUCCCCUUAUUCGUGACGUCGCUCAUCAUCCCCUUCUUGUGCGUGGUCUUGCAGGUGUUCCGUGACAAGGACAAACCGCAUCAGAGGCUAGGCUCUAAAGAGGCUACUGCCGCCGUCUUUGCCGCCAUGUGGACGCCCGUCAUCAUGCUGCUUCUCGGCGGUUUCACCAUCGCCGCGGCCCUCUCCAAGUGCUACAUCGACAAGCGCAUCGCCACCUUUGUUCUCAGCAAGGCCGGCACCCGGCCCAAGACGGUCCUCAUCGCCAACAUGGCCGUCGCCGCGGUGGCCAGCAUGCUCAUCAGCAACGUGGCCGCCCCGGUCCUCUGCUUCGGUCUCAUCGAGCCCAUGCUGCGCAACCUGCCCUCCGGCUCGCCCAUGUCCAAGGCCGUCAUCAUCGGGAUUGCGCUCGCCUCUAACAUCGGCGGCAUGCUCUCGCCCAUCGCGUCCCCGCAAAACGUCGUCGCCAUCGGCAUCAUGGAGCCCGAGCCCACGUGGGGCCAGUGGUUCUUCAUCGUCAUUCCCGUCGGCAUCAUCUCCAUCCUGCUCAUCUGGGUCCUCCUGCUGCUGGCGUUCCAGCCCGGCCGCGGCACCACCAUCGUCCCCGUGCGCGCCGUGCGCGACCCCUUCACGGGCGUCCAGUGGUUCGUGUCGGCCGUCACCAUCGUCACCAUCAGCCUGUGGUGCGCCUCGCACACCCUCGAGGGCGUCUUCGGCGACAUGGGCGUCAUCGCCAUCAUCCCCAUCGUGCUCUUCUUCGGCGUCGGCAUCCUCACCAAGGAAGACUUCAACAACUUCCCCUGGACCAUCAUCAUGCUCGCCGCCGGCGGGCUCUCCCUCGGCAAGGCCGUCAACUCGUCCGGCCUGCUGCACACCGUCACCGAGGCCAUCACGGAGCGCGUGCAGGACUUCAGCCUCUACGGCGUCCUCGUCGUCUUCUCCAGCCUGAUCCUCGUCAUCGCCACCUUCAUCAGCCACACCGUCGCCGCCCUGAUCAUCCUGCCGCUCGUCUACAACGUCGGCAAGGACCUCGACGAGCCCCACCCCAACCUGCUGGUCAUGGCCGGCGUGCUGAUGUGCAGCGCCGCGAUGGCCCUGCCCACUAGCGGGUUUCCUAACAUGACCGCCAUCAUGAAGGAAGACCCCGCCGGCCGGCGCUACCUGCAGGUCAAGCACUUCAUCGCCGUCGGCGUGCCCAGCAGCGUGCUCACGCUCGGCGUCGUCAUCACGGUCGGCUACGCCGCCAUGCGCGUGACCGGCUUGUGAGCACGGGGCGGGGCAGGGCGCAACUCGGUCUCGGGAUUUACCAUGGAGCCAUGGAGGGAAAUAUGUGAAACCGUGGUUUCUCAUUCCUCUUGUUUCUUGGUUGUGGUUUCGGUUUUGGGUUUUGCAAGGGCGUUCCUCUCUGUCGGAGUAACACCUGGAGCG